Molecule: messenger RNA, 2807 nt
Organism: Delphinapterus leucas (beluga whale)
Lineage: Eukaryota; Metazoa; Chordata; Mammalia; Artiodactyla; Monodontidae
Source: RefSeq, a predicted model, not a curated record
GGAAGCUUCCAUAGUCUCUCACUGCAGCUGGACUGGGACCCGCGGUGGGGGUGACAGGCACUCAAGGCAAGGACGCUCUGGGCGCGGACGCAGCUUGUCGGGCCUCGAGUCUCAGGCUCGUGUCUGCGUGAGCAGCAGAGAAGAUUUGUAUGCCUAUUGAGAUAUUUGUGUGUGUGUGUGUAGGUGUAGACGUGUCUCCGUGACAAUGUGUGCGUUUGUGUGUCAUUAUUUAACUGGGCGAUUGUGCUUAUUUAACUGCGUGGCUUAUGGAUGAGCGAGAGUUGUGUGGCCAUGUGGGUUGUCACUGGAACUCUUGGCUCUAGACUUCGCUGAUUCCUCAGCCCUCUCCUCUCACAGCCACUUGGGGUCUGGCGCAGAUGAAGGAGGGAAGCCAGAUUCUGAGCUUUAGAAUGGAAGAAUGGAGGAUCCCAGCAAUCAAUCAUGAGAUGAGAUUUUCUGAAGCUGGAUGCGGCCCCAAGACAGGCUUCUGGGAAGACCUGAUAAGGUCCCAGGAGUAGGAUUCCCUCCUGGGAGGGUCCCCUUAGAAAGUUCCGAGGGGCCAGCUAUGUUUCACAACCACAGCAUUUCCAAAACUCUGGCCCCAGGAACCUGCUGUGAAUUAGACAGUUUCCACCUUAGACAUCAGGGGCCUCUCUCACACUGGGAAAGGUCAACGCUGUCCCAGUCUCCUUCCUACUCCCAUUUGGUUGUUUGUGGUGGACUGGGUAAAGGGGUAUGGUCACGGAGGGAGGGUAUUUUGUAAGUGAAUGUGCUCUCCAAGAAAAUCCUGAUGUCUCAUGAUUGCCUUCUCUGUUCCCAGUGCUGCCUGUCUCGGAAAAAAAAAGUAUCCUGAGAGAGGAAAGAAUUUUUGUUACACAACUAAAAGUUUAAGUUCAGGUUUUUCUGUUUCCAAGCCAGGUGUAAUUCCUGAAUUGGAACAAGGAGUCCAGGCCUAGUAGGUGGAGAGUGUAGUGACAAGAGGAUUUGUCCAGCUCUGGCUUCUCUGGACUCAGCUUCUGAGGAUGAUUGGCAGUUCUAAAACCAUGGGCCGGGUGCCACUGACAUUCAGUGAUGUUGCCAUAGACUUCUCUCAGGAGGAGUGGGAAUGCCUAAACUCAGAUCAGAGGAACUUGUACAGAGAUGUGAUGUUGGAGAAUUAUACUAACUUGAUAUCACUGGACAUUGAUUUCACAAGUGAGAGCAACAAAUUAUCUUCAGAAGAAAGCAGUUAUGAAGUAAAUUCAUACCAUUGGGAGACAAUGAAUAGAAGUAAAACCUUCAACUUUAUGGCGUUUAUUUUCAGAAAUGACUCACAGAACAGAACUAAAUUUGAAAGACAACAGAAACCUAAAAUGGGAUAUUUUAAUCACAUGAUAUUCAGGAAACAUAUAUCCCUUCCUCUACCUCAAAGACUUCACACUAAAGAGAAGUCAUAUGAAUGUAAGGAAUGUAGAAAGGGCUUUAGGAAAUAUUCACACCUUAUUGAACAUCUGAGAGACCAUAGUGGUGUAAGACCCUAUGAAUGUAAGGAAUGUGGAAAGGUCUUUAUAGUUCUCCAGCAUUUUAUUAGACAUAAAAAAAGUCACACUGAUUUGAAACCCUUUGAAUGUAAUGGAUGUGAGAAGGCCUUUAGGUUUUAUUCACAGCUUAUUCAACAUCAGAUAAUUCAUACUGGUGUGAAACCCUAUGAAUGUAAGCAAUGUGGGAAGGCCUUUAGACGUCAUUCUCACCUUACUGAACAUCAGAAAAUUCAUAUUGGUUUGAAACCCUACAAAUGUAAGGAAUGUGGGGAAACUUUUAGGUUGUACCGACAUAUGUGUCUCCAUCAGAAAAUUCAUCAUGGUGUGAAACCCUAUAUUUGUAAGGAAUGUGGAAGGGCCUUUGGUCAUCGUUCAAGUCUCUAUCAGCAUAAGAAAAUUCAUUCUGGUGAGAAACCAUAUAAAUGUAAACAAUGUGGAAAGGCCUUUGUUCGCAGUUAUCUACUUAUUGAACAUCAGAGAAGUCAUACUGGUGAGAAGCCUCAUGAAUGUAAAGAAUGUGGAAAAGCCUUUAGUAGGGGCUCAAGCCUUCUUAAACAUAAAAGAAUUCAUAGUAGCGAGAAACUCUAUGAUUGUAAGGAAUGUGGAAAGGCCUUCUGUAGAGGCUCUCAACUUACACAACAUCAGAGAAUUCAUACUGGCGAGAAGCCCCAUGAAUGCAAAGAAUGUGGGAAGACUUUUAAGCUCCAUUCUUACCUUAUUCAACAUCAGAUCAUUCACAGUGAUUUGAAACCAUAUGAAUGUAAACAAUGUGGGAAAGCCUUCAGUCGUGUUGGAGACCUUAAAACACAUCAGUCAAUUCAUGCCGGGGAGAAACCUUAUGAAUGUAAGGAAUGUGGAAAAACCUUUAGACUUAAUUCUCAACUAAUUUAUCAUCAGACAAUCCAUACUGGUUUGAAACCAUAUAUAUGUAAAGAAUGUAAGAAGGCCUUCCGUUCUAUCUCAGGUCUUUCUCAACAUAAGAGAAUUCAUACUGGUGAAAAACCUUAUGAAUGUAAAGAAUGUGGUAAGGCCUUUAAUCGUAGCGAUCGACUUGCUCAACAUCUGAGAAUUCAUACUGGUGUGAAGCCACAUAAAUGUAAAGAAUGUGGGAAAGCCUUUACUCGUUGCUAUCAACUAACUCAACAUCAAAGAUUUCACAUUGGCGAGAAAGUCUUAAUGUAAUGAGAGUCAGAAAGCCUUUAGCCAUGACACAUCCUUUAACAUUAUCACUAUUCUACCACCUAAUGAUAUGGUAAAGAUUAAAUUAUUUAACAUAAAAUAUGAUUG